AUGCCAGAAACAACAAAUGAAGAAACACUUGUCCAUGAGACAAAGCAACAACGUCACAGCCGGUUCUCAAAUCAACUAUGGCAGGCCGCGGCAACAGGUGCACUCAGGGGAACGUUAGUCGCCUUGGUCACUGGAUACGCAUUAUCGUACAAGUAUAAUCACGGCAAAAACAAACCGUACUUUCGCAAUGUCUACAAAGUCUGGUGGUUUGUAUGCUGGAACGUUGUGGGAGUUACUUUUGCCACCGAUAGAGCCAAGAUGAAUAUCGGUAGGCAGGCUGCCCUCGAAGAUGAAAUAAAGAGAAGUAAACUUUACGAAGAUGAAUUGGCAAAGUAG
Lodderomyces margitis is the source of this 336-nucleotide messenger RNA. RefSeq lists its product as uncharacterized. Lineage: Eukaryota; Fungi; Ascomycota; Pichiomycetes; Serinales; Debaryomycetaceae. The record is from RefSeq and is a predicted model, not a curated record. The coding region runs from base 1 to 336 and encodes 111 amino acids. The transcript has a single exon.